UCGUGUCGGCCCCCGGUCGCUCCGCCAUCUUUGUCGGCUACCCAUUGUUCACUGUGGAGCUAGCGGCGGUGGUAAAUCUGUUCAUACUGCGCAAUAAAAUAACUCGACGGUGUCACAGGCAGCUGCCCGCGACAGUCGUGGAUUUGCUCUCAGGGUUGCGACUUGUUCUCGGCCAGCAAGUGACACAGAAUGGACGAUGACCAGCCCAAAACCCUGUAUGUGGGGAAUCUGUCCAGGGACGUGACAGAGGCCCUCAUCUUGGAGUUGUUUGGCCAAAUUGGACCCUGCAAGAGCUGUAAAAUGAUAGUAGAUACAGCAGGUCAUGAUCCGUACUGCUUUGUGGAGUUCUAUGAGCAUAGACAUGCCACUGCCACAAUUGCAGCCAUGAAUGGUCGGAAAAUUCUGGGUAAGGAGGUCAAGGUCAACUGGGCCACGACGCCAACCAGCCAAAAGAAAGACACAAGCAGUCACUUCCAUGUCUUUGUUGGAGAUCUAAGUCCUGAAAUUACCACAGAUGACAUAAAAGCAGCUUUUGCUCCGUUUGGGAAAAUAUCGGAUUGUCGAGUGGUGAAAGACAUGGCCACAGGUAAAUCUAAAGGCUAUGGCUUUGUCUCCUUCUUCAACAAAUGGGAUGCGGAGAACGCCAUACAGCAGAUGGGAGGACAGUGGUUGGGAGGGAGGCAGAUCAGGACCAACUGGGCCACAAGGAAGCCUGCUCCUAAAACUACAAAUGAAACCACCAGUACCAAGCAGUUAUCCUUUGAUGAGGUGGUCAACCAGUCCAGCCCCAGCAACUGCACCGUCUACUGCGGGGGAGUCACGAUGGGUCUCACGGAGCAAAUUAUGAGACAGACCUUCUCACCUUUCGGCCAAAUAAUGGAAAUCCGCGUUUUCCCAGACAAAGGCUACUCAUUCGUGAGGUUCAACUCCCAUGAAGCAGCAGCUCAUGCCAUUGUUUCUGUCAACGGCACAUCCAUAGAGGGCUAUGUCGUUAAGUGUUACUGGGGCAAGGAAACAACAGACAUGGUUAGCCCCAUACAGCAAGUUCAGAUGCCACAGCAGAACACGGUGAGCUUUGCGGCGGCGCAGCCCUACAGCCAGUGGGGUCAGUGGUACAGCAACACGCAGCAGAUUGGUCAAUACGUGCCCAAUGGAUGGCAGGUGCCGAGCUACGGAGUCUACGGGCAGACCUGGGAUCAGCAGGGCUACAAUCAUUUACACGCCGGCGCCGGAUGGACAGGUGUGGGCGCCGUGAGCAACGGGGGCAUGGUGGAGCCCGCGCAGGGCGUCAACGGGACGGUGCUAACCAACCAGGCCGGCAUGAGCACCGCCGGCUACCACACCCACUGAUCACCGACCGCUGUAGCGCCUCUCCGAGCCUCUUCGUGGCCGCUAUUUAAAAAAAAAAAAAAAAAAAAAAAAGGAUGAUACUCUGCUGGGGAGGAAAAGGAGCGCUUUAGAUGUGCUCUCUCUGUUACCACACACACACAAGUUAUUCUGUUAGUGAGGCCUGGUACGCCAUUUUUUUAACAACUCUGCCGGCCCGUAACGUCACCCACUGCCCAAAAUCUGCAAGUGUAAAGAAAUAAAACGAAACAAAAAAAAACCCAACUCCAGAACACUUUAACAGCCAUCGCUAAUGCACCUUGCAUUCCCCGGGCCCAUUUUAUUGUUUGGCGUAUUUUUGUAAUGCCUGCAGAUAACCGGCCAAAAUGUAAAUUAUACGACCGUGUCAAGAUAUUUCUAGCACAGCCACGUUUUAGUUUAAAAAGCAAAGGAAAUGUUCAGCUAAUGAAUUGUAUAAUAAAACAACAGGUUUUUUUUUUUCUUUUUGGUUUUUGUUUUCAGCCCCUCAGAGCCAAAGAGCAAGGGCAGAAUUUUAUACCAAUGUUUAACAAUCAGACGGGGAGAAGAGGCGACCAACUCAACAGUCCACAGUAGAGAGAAAAAAAAGGAGGGGGGUGUGGUUUUUAUUAUUAUUGUUUUCUGUCUCAAUUUGAAAAACCUCUCCCCGCUCUGGUCGGUCUCCACCUGCUCACUAAAGUGAAACGAGUCCGAAGCGAGUUCUCAGGGUGUUGUCGAGGUCAUUCUGUGAAACGUAGGAAAUCACUGAGUAAGAGGCGGGCAGGUUCGAGGGGGACGGCGGACGCCACAAACACGAGUUUUAAUAAAACAAAUAUUCAACGCUCCUUUUACCUUCGUCUCCCGGGAAACGGACCGAACGGAUCGAGCAUCCAGUAUGUGGAUGAGGUGUGUGUGUGUGUGUGUAUGUGCGUGUGUGUGUGUGUGUCUGUGUGUGUGUGUGUGUGCGCGCUCGCGUGUGUGCAUGAACUUUGAUGCUUUUACACACACAAGACAACGUCCAAUUCUUCUUCUUCUUCUUCUUCUUCCCCUGAAACAGGAAAAAAGGACUACGCCAUCUUUUUCUUUCGCCGUCAUUUUCAAGUGUAAUUUUCUUUCUUUAAAAUGCUGACAUUGUAUAAAGAGCUUUUGCCUUUUUUCUUUUCUUUUUUUGUUUUUUGUUGUUUAAUUUCGGGACUGUCUUUAUAAAGAGAUGUUUUCCGUGACAUGUGAGACCUUUUUAUGUUUGUUUUAUAAAACAUGGAGUUGGCUGUCAA
Dicentrarchus labrax (European seabass) is the source of this 2618-nucleotide messenger RNA. RefSeq names its product cytotoxic granule associated RNA binding protein TIA1. Bases 190 to 1350 code for a protein of 386 amino acids. Lineage: Eukaryota; Metazoa; Chordata; Actinopteri; Moronidae. The record is from RefSeq and is a predicted model, not a curated record. Gene Ontology annotation, cellular component: cytosol. Gene Ontology annotation, molecular function: mRNA binding. The transcript has 12 exons.